UUCACGGCAGAAACUUUAUAACACCGAAUACGGACACAUUACUCAACAGGAGGUCUGUAAAGUUGCCGUGAUGCUGCGGUGGAGAGCGCCGAAACCCCCUGUGUUGAGUCUCCUGCUGAUUCCAGCGGUCGCAUGUGUGCUUCUGUACGGCUGGUACAGUCGCCCGCCUCUUCCAAACAGCUCUCCGUCUGGGGGCAAGGUGCACGUGCUGCUGCUCUCGUCCUGGAGGUCCGGCUCGUCCUUCCUGGGACAGGUGUUCAACCAGCAUCCAGAUGUGUUUUAUCUGAUGGAGCCAGGCUGGCACGUGUGGAUGUCCAUACAGCAAGCCGGUGCUCGUAGCCUGCGAAUGGCAGUGCGCGAUACGAUCCGCAGCGUCUUCCAGUGCGACAUGUCAGUGAUGGAUGCGUACAUCCCCCAACCACAAAACGUCUCCAAACUCUUCAUGUGGAGCCACAGCCGUGCGCUCUGCUCUCCGCCCGCGUGUUUCCUCACGGCUCGCGACCAGAUUAGCAAAGAACAAGAAUGCAAGCAGCAAUGCGAUGUGCAAGGUUUGAAGCUCGCGGAGGCGGCGUGCAGGACUUACAGCCACGUAGUGUUAAAAGAGGUUCGCUUCUUUGAGCUGGAGUCCCUUUACCCGUUACUGCGGGACCCCUCUCUGGAUCUGCGCAUCAUCCAUCUAGUUCGGGACCCGCGAGCGGUGCUUCGCUCCAGGGAGCAGUCGGCCAAAGCCCUGAUGAAAGAUAGCGAUAUAGUACUGGAACAGGCUAAUAUUCCUGAGAGCGAGAGAUCGUACCAAAUCUUACAGGAGAUCUGCCGCAGUCAUGUGCGCAUUUAUGAGACCGCCAUGUUUAAGGCACCCGAUUUCCUACGGGGGCGCUACAAAAUGAUACGCUAUGAGGAUCUGGUGCGUAACACGCUGGCGGAGAUCGAAGCCAUGUACCAGUUUGUGGGUCUGGAGAUGACGGAAACUCUGCAGGAGUGGAUUUACCGCAUCACUCACGGUAAGGGCAAGGGAUCGAAGAACGAGGCCUUCAAAAUCACUUCUCGAAAUGCAGAGGACGUCUCCUUGGCUUGGCGAACCACCUUACCAUUUGAAAAAGUCCAGCGCAUCCAGGAUGUGUGCAAAGGAGCCAUGUCUCUGCUGGGAUAUCAGACAGUGGAGAGUGAGAAAGAGCAAAAGCUGCUGGAUUUAAACAUUCUGUCGCCGCGUGAACGCUAUCAGUUCAGCUGGAUUCCUUCCAAAAGCACCACCGCUAAAGUAUAGAGUCAACCCAGUGAUCAAACGCCUGAAGACUGAAGGAUUGUGGGGAAUCUGUUCAACAGUUUUGUUCCUCUUUGCUUCAUUCUAAAGUAAGAAACGUAGGAGCAAUGAAACGUUAGUGGACGCCGCAGUGUUCUAGUGACCGGCAGAGAACAGGAAGUUUCUCUGUUAAACUAGAGACUUGAAGGUCUGUCCACAAACUACCACUGAAUGCUGUUUUUGAAGAAAAUAUGUUCCAAUAAUUAACUUCAAGAUGUAUUUAUUGACAAGGAAACUAUUAUGUUGUUAUUGUUGUUUUUGUUUGUUUGUUUUUUUUUGUAAAAAAAACAACUGCAUUACAGAUUUACUUAGAGAUGCGGGUCGAAGGGGUCUAUGAAGGGAUGGAGUGUUUAUCUUUUUUUCACGUAUAAACGUCACAUAGAAAUGCCAUCAGCCAUCUACAGGUUCACACAGACUGUUACCGCAUUAAGCUGAAUAUCAAUGUCCUCGUGAAUAAAGCAGUUCAUAUUUGAUUGUAUGUUUAGAUGUUAUGCUAUUUUAAGAAUUGAUGAUGGUAGACUAGUUCUUGUGUGUUCUCACUGGAUUUACAGUGUCCUCAGACUUGAACCUAAAAACUAAAAAAAAUUCAACUUUUAAAUAUGUGAUUGGAUGCACCGUAUUUCAAGUCGAAUCCUUGCUGCAAGCUGCUGCAAAACCCUUAACUUAAUAUCCGUAAACUAAACAAAUAGAAAAAGACACGCAUCCAACAAUAAAUAUAUAUGGGUGAAAGAGCCAAAAAUAGAUAUGUACCAUAAAUGUUGUCAUUUAAAAAUUCUUGAUUUAUUUAUCUAACAAAAUCAGAAAAGUGACGUAAAACAUUUUUCGUCACAUGCUUGAAAAGGAUAGCCUUGAAAUACUGGAAAAUGUUCCUGUGGGGAGUGAACAUUUAUAAUUGUUCAGAGUAAGAUUUUAUUCCAAUAUAUCCCCCAAUGAAUAUUUUUACAAAACUACUGUGCCAUAUGUGCUACUCAGCCAUCACUAGCCAUUGUGAAAGAAGUGUUGAAGUGUUAACCCGACACAAUGGGGUUUUUGUGUGAUUAUGACAUGUUUGUUUGUGAUAAAAACGUAUGUGAUAAAGUUUUGCUAAAAGGACUUUGAACCCAGACGUCAGACACCUUUGUAUUUUACAGAAUACAGUACUGCUUUGUUUGUCAUUUUCAUAAAGGGCUUUUAUUUUUUGUGAUAUAGAAUUUCUCUAUACACUUGUGUUCAAAUGUGAUCAAAUGUAAACUAAUUGAUUGAGGUGUUGCAGUUUCAUGAGAUUGUUUGAUUUCAAUGGGAGCUGGUAUUUUAUUGAGGUUUGAAUCACAUUGAUUUAUAUUCAACAUGUCAGACAGUGACCAUUAGUUGAAGUGUAAAUAAAGAUCACAAGAUCAAGAGUC
Rhinichthys klamathensis goyatoka is the source of this 2682-nucleotide messenger RNA. It is a transcript of the gene chst6, whose product is annotated as carbohydrate sulfotransferase 6. The record is from RefSeq and is a predicted model, not a curated record. The transcript is spliced from 2 exons. Gene Ontology annotation, molecular function: N-acetylglucosamine 6-O-sulfotransferase activity. The coding region runs from base 71 to 1264 and encodes 397 amino acids. Gene Ontology annotation, cellular component: Golgi membrane. Lineage: Eukaryota; Metazoa; Chordata; Actinopteri; Cypriniformes; Leuciscidae. Gene Ontology annotation, biological process: N-acetylglucosamine metabolic process; carbohydrate metabolic process; sulfur compound metabolic process.